Molecule: messenger RNA, 1514 nt
Organism: Cucurbita pepo subsp. pepo (vegetable marrow)
Lineage: Eukaryota; Viridiplantae; Streptophyta; Magnoliopsida; Cucurbitales; Cucurbitaceae
Product: 26S proteasome regulatory subunit S10B homolog B
Molecular function (GO): ATP hydrolysis activity; ATP binding
Source: RefSeq, a predicted model, not a curated record
GCUAUAGAUUGGGGGCAGAAGGAAAACAAUUUGCAGAAAGAGAGAGCAUCUAAAGCUUCUUGCUUCCCAAGCUUUCUCUGAUAAAUCCACGGGAACUUCGAGCAUCGACUACCAGUUCGAUCACCAAAAAUGGCUGAUGGAGAAGAAGCCGCACGGCGUCUCACGGCGGUCAAUGAUUACCGCAAGAAGCUCCUCCAGCACAAAGAGUUAGACGCCAGAGUCGGAUCUCUGAGGGAGAAUUUGCGAGCUGCAAAGAAAGAAUUUAACAAGACGGAAGAUGAUUUGAAGUCUCUGCAAAGUGUUGGCCAGAUCAUUGGAGAAGUUCUCAGGCCACUUGACAACGAACGCUUGAUUGUCAAAGCAAGCAGUGGACCGAGGUAUGUGGUUGGAUGCCGCAGUAAGGUGGAUAAAGAAAAAUUAACAUCUGGUACUAGAGUUGUUCUUGAUAUGACAACACUCACCAUUAUGAGGGCUCUUCCACGUGAAGUAGAUCCCGUCGUGUAUAAUAUGUUGCGCGAAGAUCCUGGCAAUGUUAGCUAUUCUGCUGUGGGUGGCUUAUCUGAUCAAAUUAGGGAACUUAGGGAGUCCAUUGAGCUACCUCUCAUGAAUCCUGAGCUUUUCCUUAGAGUUGGCAUCAAACCUCCCAAGGGUGUUCUUCUGUAUGGCCCUCCUGGUACUGGCAAGACAUUGUUAGCAAGAGCAAUUGCAAGCAACAUAGAUGCCAACUUCUUAAAGGUUGUAUCGAGUGCUAUAAUUGAUAAGUACAUUGGAGAAAGUGCGAGGUUAAUCCGCGAAAUGUUUGGAUAUGCACGUGAUCACCAGCCCUGCAUAAUUUUUAUGGACGAGAUUGAUGCCAUUGGUGGGCGGAGAUUCAGUGAAGGAACAAGUGCAGAUCGUGAAAUUCAGCGAACGUUGAUGGAGUUACUUAAUCAGCUUGAUGGUUUUGAUCAACUUGGUAAGGUCAAAAUGAUAAUGGCUACAAACAGACCGGAUGUUCUGGACCCUGCACUUCUUCGGCCAGGACGAUUGGACCGUAAAAUUGAGAUACCUUUGCCGAAUGAGCAAUCCAGAACGGAGAUCCUUAAGAUUCAUGCUGCUGGAAUUGCGAAGCAUGGUGAAAUCGACUAUGAAGCUGUUGUAAAGCUUGCAGAGGGAUUUAAUGGAGCUGAUAUGCGGAAUGUCUGCACCGAAGCUGGAAUGUCGGCUAUUCGAGCCGAACGUGACUAUGUCAUCCACGAAGAUUUCAUGAAGGCAGUACGAAAACUGAACGAAGCAAAGAAACUCGAGUCCAGUUCGCACUAUAACGCCGAUUUUGGGAAGGAUUAAAGCAAUGUAAGGAGUCUUUGUAGCCAAAAUCUUUGCAGGGAACAAUGCACUCUUGGGAUGCAUGCAAAAAAUGAGCUAUUCCUGGUAUCAAUUAUGUUUUUCUACGAACUAUAGGAACCUGUUGUAUCUGAUCACAGACGAUGAUAUGAACAUUCAUGAAAAUCUAGCCAUUCUUCUUUCUUAUUUUA